Messenger RNA from Platichthys flesus (European flounder), 1605 nucleotides. It is a transcript of the gene matn3a, whose product is annotated as matrilin 3a. The transcript has 6 exons. The record is from RefSeq and is a predicted model, not a curated record. Lineage: Eukaryota; Metazoa; Chordata; Actinopteri; Pleuronectiformes; Pleuronectidae. The coding region runs from base 1 to 1026 and encodes 341 amino acids.
AUGAAGUCUUCACUGUGGAGCCUGUUGUUCUGCACCUCCCUGCUGCUCUCUGAUGUUCUGGCCACUUAUCACCUCAGUGCUGUGGAUCCUCAGGUGGUCGCUGCACAGAGCCACGCUCAGAGCAGAAACAAUGGUCGACCACCGACCAGGACCCUGAAUCCUGCAAAGACGGACUCCACGUGCAGGAGCCGCCUCUUGGACCUGGUCUUCAUCAUCGACAGCUCUCGCAGCGUUCGUCCUGGUGAGUUUGAGAAGGUCAAGAUCUUCCUGGCUGACAUGUUGGACACUCUGGAGGUGGGCCCGGAAGCCACCAGAGUGGCUGUGGUCAACUAUGCCAGCACCGUCAAGAUCGAGUUCCUGCUCAAAGACCACUUCAACAAACCUGACAUGAAGAAAGCCAUCUCCCGCAUCGGGCCCUUGGCGGCAGGGACCAUGACCGGCCUCGCCAUCAAAUCUGCAAUGAACGAGGCCUUCACCGAGCAGUCCGGAGCCCGGCCUCGCUCGAGGAACAUCUCCAAGGUGGCCAUCAUUGUGACGGACGGGAGGCCUCAGGACCAGGUGGAGGAGGUGUCAGCCUCAGCGCGGGCCUCUGGCAUCGAGAUCUACGCCGUCGGGGUGGACCGUGCAGACAUGCGCUCGCUGCAGCUGAUGGCCAGCACCCCCCUGGACGACCACGUGUUCUACGUGGAGACAUACGGCGUUAUUGAGAAGCUCACCUCCAAGUUCAGGGAGACCCUUUGCGGUCUGGACUCCUGCGCCAUGGGACACGAGUGCGAACACGUUUGUGUCAACAGCAACGUCUCCUAUUACUGCAAGUGUCGCGCCAGUUUCAUCCUGAACGCUGACAUGAAAACGUGUUCCCCGAAAGAGAUGAAGGUGGAGGUGGUGGAGGUGGAUCCCUGUAAAUGCGAGUCCAGACUGGCCUUCCAGAAGCAGACGCAGGCGGCCAUCCAGCUGCUCACAGCCAAGCUGGCGGAUGUGUCUGGGAGAAUUCAGCAUCUGGAGAACGCGGUGGGCCGUGCAUGAAGCUGGACACAGAGCUAACCGGGUUGUUUCCUGUCAGAGCCACAGAUCAGCCCGGACUUCUGCUUCCUGUCGUCCACCAUCCCGUAACAACAACAACCACAAGUCGAGUGAAGGGAUUCACAAACCAGGAUCCCUCAAACUUCCCUUGUGUUACAGCUGUCAACGAUGUCCACAACUGAUCUGGGAUGCUUUAUGAACUGUCAAUGAAAUGUAUUGAAACUGCUGUAAAAGCAACAUAUUGGAUUUUCUCUUAACACCAGUAUGAACAUGCUGUGAUGCUAAAUAACCCCAAAAAACGAAUAUUACAUUAAUUUGUCCUCCUGUACUGUAUCGUGUAAGUUGUACGUCUUGUUUGUGCAUAUUGUACAUAGAGGUUAUUUGUGGAAAUGUCUAAUUGUGAUUAAUGUAGUGAUUCGAUUUUAAUAGGAAAUUACAGUUUACUCAGAGGCAGAAAAGUGUCUUACAUUUAUGUAUUUUUACACAUUUACUUUAUAACAAACAUAUAUAUGUUGUAUGAACGCUAUGAGAUCUAUAAAUGUAAUAAAAUUGACAGAUUGGACAAUAAAAUAAUCAAACUAA